AUGUCCACUCCAGCUGAAACCUCUUUUGCCGAACUUAAGGCAAUCACUAGGCAGAUUGUUGACAUUGUCUGCGCAGCUCGGCUCCUCCCACCCGGCAACAGCCACUUGGCUCUGAAAGCACAAGUCACUGAACUGGUGGCUGAGGCCGUCCAGGACCAUGAGGCUUCACCUUGCAUUCUGGGCAUAGUCUUGUCCUGCUCCAAGGAGCUACUUCGCGUUCGGCAGUUGUCCCCCCAGGAUUCGCCCAACUGGCACAGCAUCAGCCAUAAUGAUCUUCGCCUCCAGAGGCACAGCUGGUGCCACAAGGUCUCCGCAUGGGAGGCUUUAGGCGACCGGACAUUCGAUCUUCUGGUCGAUGCCCCCAAAUCCCCUGACACUGUCGCGGUCGACCUUCCCUCCCCACCUGCUGUCGCUGGCAGCAUUGCCGGCCCAUCGUCCAGCACUAUUGACGAGUCCCGGGAGAAGCGUGAGGAUAAGGGUAAGGGUAAGGCGUUAGAUGCUGACCCAGAACCUGAGGCGGAUGGGAGUAGGAAGAGGAAAUCGCCCCUGAUUUCGGGACCCUCCUCCCAACUGCCGAAAUCCGCGAUGAAGAGUCGCAAGAGGGCAAAGUCAGCUCGGGUUGUGAAGUCAGCCGAGUUUGUGGAGUCCGAGGAUGAACCUGUGGACAAGCCGGCUGCCCAAGGAGGGCCGGUCGUCUUACUUCAUCGUCUCACCUCAGUCUCGCCCCGGAUCCCCAAGAAGAGACCUUUUGGCCCUGUGAAGAUAAUUGCUGGAAGGUGUGCAGACGUCGCCGGGCAGACUGACUCGAUGUCCAACACCCCCAUGGUCACCCCGGUGGUGGCACCAACUGUCAUCGAUGGCCCUGCUGGAAGCCCUCCAGAGGUCGUUGAGCACUCGGACUCGGCGUCCAAUACCCCCGCGGUCACCCCGGACGUGGCGCCAACUGUCAUCGAUACAGAUGACAUUCUCAUUCCCAGACCGAACAACCCAUGCUGGGCUUGCAACAAUGUGGAGUUGCCCUGCACAACCCGGUUCGACAAGAGAACUGGGAAAGGCCUUCUCUCCUGUGUUUUCUGCAACACAAAGAAGGUAAAGUGUUUUUCCAUCACCCUCGGAAGUCCACCGAAAUGGUCUCGGGGUAAGUCGACCACCCGGAAGGCCAGGUCCCGGACACCUUCCAAAGCUCCGUCCACCUCCCAACCAAAGGCCCGGACCCGCAGCCAAUCUCGUGGUGUAGCCGGAGCUGCCGGUGCCGGUGCUGCCGGAACUGCCAGUGGGUCUGCUGCGACCGCACCUAAGAUGCGCGGUCGCAGCAAGACAAUAACUGCUGUCAAGGCACCCGCCCCACCACCUACACCCUCACCUGCACCAGCUCCAAUUGCGUCUUCGAGUGCCCGCGUGCCUCAUGCGGCUCUCGACGUCCCUAUGCCGGACCUCCAUUCCAUGGCAAGAAGUAUUCGCGAUAGUGCCGAAUGCAUCAAGGCUCUCGAGGGUCUUGUUGCUGAGCAGGGCAGCCGUAUCGAUACCCUCAGCAGGCUCCAUGAGAGCCUUCGACGCCAAACCAUGGAACCCCAUCCCUCAUUUCCCCUUCCCACCACUCCGGCAAUUGCAACAUCUUUGUUGCUUGAUCAAUCCGUCGCUGGAACAACAUCACCCUCCCAAUCCGCACUCCCUCCUCUCAUCGAUAUUUCGAUUGCAGUGGAGCCCACACCCUCGAAAAUUGAGGAUCGCUCUGCCAUCGAGGGUCUUUCAUUUGAGCUGAGCCAAGUUCAACCAACCCUGGACCCAUCACCUACUCCCUCAACUGCUGGAGCAAUUUUGGUGCCGGAUGAUCCACACAACCUUGUCCCGGAAUACGAUUCUGGUGAUGAGAUGGAUGUUGAGGUGAAGGUUGAAGUUGAAGGUGGUGAUGAGGGUCAUCUGGUCAAGGUUGAAGGUGAAGGUGAUGAUGAGGGUCAUCUGGGCGAGGUAACUCAUGCCGACGUCCGGUUAACUGAUAUCAACAUCCGGGUAACAUCCAUCGACAUCCGGGCAACUGGUAUCGAGUUCCGGGCAUCAAGCACCAAGUUCCGGGUAGCUAAUACCGACAUCCGGGUAACUGAUAUGGAGUUCCAGGGAUGUCUUAAAUUGGACAAAUGA
Suillus paluster is the source of this 2139-nucleotide messenger RNA. RefSeq lists its product as uncharacterized. NCBI's taxonomy places the organism in Eukaryota, Fungi, Basidiomycota, Agaricomycetes, Boletales, Suillaceae. The transcript has 7 exons. The coding region runs from base 1 to 2139 and encodes 712 amino acids. The record is from RefSeq and is a predicted model, not a curated record.